Molecule: messenger RNA, 4010 nt
Organism: Polistes canadensis
Lineage: Eukaryota; Metazoa; Arthropoda; Insecta; Hymenoptera; Vespidae
Gene: D12
Exons: 5
Coding region: 423-3509 (1028 amino acids)
Biological process (GO): chromatin remodeling; regulation of transcription by RNA polymerase II
Cellular component (GO): NuA4 histone acetyltransferase complex
Molecular function (GO): histone binding
Source: RefSeq, a predicted model, not a curated record
CAGACCAUGCGAAUCGACGCGCUCUCUAGUGGCAUUAGAAAUCAUCCUCUCAUUGUGAAUAUUGUAGCCACAUUUAUAACACUGCGAUUGUCCUCCUUGUAUAUAGAUUCCGUCUGUACAAUUAUACAUUGCAGAAGUGGUUAUAAUAUAACCUAAAUUUGAUUGUUCUUACAGCUGUGUAAUUUACAAUUAUUUUUAAAUAAUUGCAUUUAAAAGAAAGCGAGCAACUAAGAAAACUCUAAAGUAUAUACUUAAAUUAUGAUAUUAAUGAUUUUAAAAACAUAUAAAAAUAAUAUUUUAUCUUUUGAUUAUAAGUUGUAUCAUAAGUGCAUCACUGACAUACACUUGCAUUUCGAAAUUUGUGAGAGUGUACAGUUUAAUUCUGGAGUGAAUUUUUAAUUCCCUCAGUUUAAGUACCCUAAAUGAGUACCGUGGAGAAUUCACUUCAUGAUCAAGAUCCUGAUUAUACUAUUCCAAUAUCAACGAAUAAAAAUCCAGAAGAAGUUUGCGAAGAAAAUGCUCGUACAACAGCAAGAAAAAUAACUGAGAUUAUUGAGAAAGAAUUUUCACAAGAAAUAGAUACCAAGCAAAAUGAAGUCUUACAAAUUCAAGAAAGAUUACACAAAGCAUUGAAGACUUUACAUUUAUUACGAUACGUUAUCAUUACUGAUUUUUAUAAUCGUAAACAAUGUCAAGCUUCUCAGACUCGAGAAACGCAACAAACCCGUAUCCACCCAGCGAUUAAACAAUUGAUUGGAAAAAGUCCUAAACGGUCGCAUAAUGAUUUUGCUGUUCCAUCUACAUCCACAGAUCCAAGAUUUUUAAAUGGAUAUUCGUAUCCUUCUCCUAAAAGAGCCACAACAACUGAGCAUAAUGUUAUAAAGACUGAAAAUACUACAGAAUCCUCUAAGGAAUGUAAUACAAGUAUGCAGUUUAAAAGCCAAAGCAUUCAAGAUAAUACUCCGUCACAAAAAAAAAUUCCCCGUUAUAUACCACCAAAAAGUGGAUUACCAGAACCGGCGAGUCCUUCUCGAGGUGUUAGACAUAAAGUUAGAAAACGCAUAGUGAUUGGCAAUAUCUCCAAAUGGAUUCCACAAGAUUGGAGAGAAGAUCCUGCAAGUCAUAAAUGGACGAUGUAUGUACAAGGUAGUAAAGAGUUUCCUAAUAUUGAAGAUUUUGUAAGUAAAGUUAGAUUUUUUUUACAUCCAAGUUACAAACCGAAUGAUGUUGUUGAAGUAUCGACUGUUCCAUUUAAUCUCUCAAGAAGAGGUUGGGGUGAAUUUCCGCUACGGGUACAAUUACAUUUUAAAAAUCCAAUUAACAAACCAAUGGAUAUUAUUCAUAAUCUCAAAUUAGAUCGUACAUUUACUGGUCUUCAAACGUUAGGUUCCGAAACUGUAGUUGAUGUAUGGAUUUAUACGAUGGAUCCAAACAUUUUUAUACAAACUGAAAGAGAAAUUUGUGAUAGUUCUAAAGAAGAAAUAAAUUCUUCUAAUGUCAAUGAAGAGCACAAAUUUGAUUCAAUGAUCAUUAAAACACCACAAAAGUCAAGUACUUCGAUUGAUUCUAAUACAAUUACUGUGAAAUCUGAAACAAAUAAUUUAGAAGUUCCUAAUAUAGAUAAGUUAUAUGAUAUGAAAUCACAAAUACAAUUAGAUGUCAUUAAAUCAGAGCCUAUCGAUGAGGUUCCACAAGCAAUGUCAUUUAUGACAAAUGAUAAUACACUUACAUCUAAAUGUAACAAUAACACAAAAAAAUUAGAAAAUAUGAGAUUUUCUGUUACUCACGAUCAUGAUUAUUUAAAUAAUUCUAUUUCUAACGAAACUAACUUAUUUGUAGAAAAUAAUAUAACUAUAAAACAUUCACCCGAUAAUAGUCCAAUUAAGAAAUCCAUUAAUUCGACAGUAGAACAAUCUGGCAAUAAUACAAAUUUGAUAAAGCAAUUUUCUAAUAAUCAGCAUUGCACAUUUAAUGCAAAUACAGAAAAAUUAGUUGAGACGAAUAAAAAUACUUUAUGUCAGAUGAACUUUAAAUCUAAUUUACGUCCAUUACAAAUUUCAAUACCUCCUUCGUUUGAGACAACUGCAGGGAAGCAUAUGUUAAUUUUACAAAAUAAUAAACGUACUUCAACAGAGGCAAAUAAUGCAUGCCCUUCUAAAGUAGAUACUGCCAAAAGUGCUAAAAAUUAUAAUAAAAUUAAUACAAACAAUUGCUUAAGUUAUGGUAAUUCGAAGACGAGUAUACUUAUUCCUAGAGGUACUAGUCUGUUAAAAAAACAAGUCAAACAAACGGGAAAAACAACUACGAAUAAUAAAAAUGAUAAUAAAUAUGCAAUUUUGGAGAUUAAACCAUCGAACAGUCUCUUGUUAAAUUUAAAUUCCAAUGUACCAGCAUUGAAAAUAGCAGAUAACGCUUCUUACAAUACAGUAAAUUUGUAUAAUAAAAACUCUUCACAUUUAGAAACAUCAUCGUUACAGAAAGAUCAAACAUUUACAAAACCAAUUAAUCAUAAUGGUAAAAUAGGAAAAUCGAGAAUCAUUUUGGGUAAAGAUAAAUGGAGACUUCACAGUAAAGAAGAUUUAUACAAAAAAGAUCUUAAAACAAUAGAAACUGCAAAAAUUACAGAUGUAGAAGGUUUAUUACGAUUUAUCAUACGUAGGAUACCUAUUGUUACUCCACAUGCAUCUGAUCCAGAUUACAAACGAUUACAUCCUUAUGCUUGUACCACGGAGAAAGAAUAUUUUAAUCAUAACGUAGGUAAACGUGCAGCUUAUGAAUGGUGGCGAGCAAAAACAGUAAGAUCAUUUUUACGUAAAAAGCUUACUACGGAAGAUAAAUUAUGGUCAGUGAAAGAGAUAAUACUUUGGGCAAGGUUGUAUGGAUACACACCAACGCGUUCUUGUUUUGGCAUAGACGCAACAACAACAACGAGUGGAGCAAAAAGAUUACCAUGUACAGAGAUUUCUGCAACAACAUCAACGUGUACGGAACCAAUAGCAUUUCAAAAGUGGCUUCAAACGUCUUAUGAUGCAUCAAAGAAUUUAACAACAGAUAACGAUGAUUCUCAAGAAGAAGAAGUUGACAUUCUAACUUGUCAGAAUCCUGAAAAUAAUAAAACAACGCAACAAAAUAAAAUUAAAUUUGGCUGUAGUAACGAAGUAGCAAAAUCUAAUACUAUAUCCCUCAAUUUAGAAGAAGAAUUAUUACCGUUGCAUAAUUUUGUUUGUGAGACAACUAGAAAUAUUGGCAUUACAUUAAAACCAGAAGAAAUUUUUCCUAAUGUGCUCCAUUGCAGCGCGAGUCGUGUUAUGAUACGAGCCAUGGAAUGUUUUGUGGAGGAUCUUGUCAGAACGUCUUUAGUGAAAGCUUGGGAAAAGAGUAAUGGCAAAGAGUGUCCACAAACUUUGUCGUUGGAUGACGUGCGUUCUGCUUUGAUGAGUCGAGAGGAGUUUGAUAUUUUUACAAAUGAGGGUUUGGGUUCACGGUAUUCACUUAAUACAGAGGAUUAGUUAUUAUUGCUAUCUGUUUUAGAUAUACACUUUUUUGCAGAAAAAGGUGUAAAAAGAAAGAAUAAGAAUGUUUAUAUUUUGAACACGACCAACAAUAACACAGAUGGAUAUUAAGUAAUAUUUACAGUAUUACGAGUACUAAUACUUGUAUUGUGUUACAAGAGUACAGAGAUUUUUUUUUAAAAAAAAAAAGGGAAAAAAUAUGUAUAUCUAUUAGAAAUAAUUUAAUAUUUAAGCAUUUUGAAAUGAUGCAUCACUGUAUCACUUCUUUGUCACGUACAGAUAAAAUAAUUGUAUUGAUUAAUAAUUGUAAACAUUCACACAGGACUUCCACAGUUAAAUUAUCAAUUUGUAAAUUGUCGAAUUUUUAUAUGACAGACUUGUAGGAAAGAUUACGAAAUUUGAACAUUCUAGCAUUUAAUUUUGUUAUUUUCAUUUUUUUACAUGAAUUUUUUACUCAAAUGAUAAAUAGAACAGAGUUAUGUAAAUAUUAUCUAUAAC